This is a messenger RNA of Paramecium primaurelia, 594 nucleotides long. Lineage: Eukaryota; Ciliophora; Oligohymenophorea; Peniculida; Parameciidae. The record is from the annotation of a GenBank genome assembly.
AUGAUUUCUGGAAUCUCUUAAUAAUCUAAAUCUAAUUUAACCUCCAAUCAAGAUGAUAGCUCUUACUAAACUGAAUUCCAUCUUCAACCUACAGAAGAGGGAAUUUUUAAAUCUAAGUAAAUCAGAUAAAGAAGAAAAACUAUACAAUAUGGAUAGAAAGAUCGAAGCAGCGCUAUUUAUAAAUACCUCAAAGAGAAGCAAAAGGCCUUUCUUGAUUACAAGCCUCGUGCUUAAAUUUCGUAAUUCUCUGCUGAAGAAGACAGAAUUCUAAUCUUGCUUGUCAAAAAACUAGGACCUAAGUUUAAUAAAAUAACAAGGUAUUUCUCUGGAAAAACAGUCAAUAUGAUUAAAAACAGAUACUAUAAGAGUCUACGAUACAUAGAAUCUCAAGAAAUUCCAAAAGAAAUAGAAGAAGAACUUCUAUCAAACAAAAAUGAUUAAAGAAUUAUUGGUAGGAAAAUCCUUAAUUUAUGGCCUCAACAUAAAUAAAUGAGCUCUGUGAUAGAGAACAGCCCUCUCUUCCCAGAAGCAAAGGAAAUUCUACACACAUUCUUGAGUUCAUUUUAAUAACUCAUUAGCAAUAUGCAAAAAUGA